AUGGUCGUCCUCUUCCCCGUUGGCUCCAUCUUCAUGCGCAUCAUCCCAGGCCGUCUCUCUCUUUGGAUCCACGCUCUGGCCCAGACAGUGGCGUUUGGCGUCUAUGUCGCAGCCGUGGGAUUGGGCAUCUAUCUUGUGCGCAUGGUGCAGAUCCCCUUUGCGGGCGGGAGUCUGCUGACGAACCCCGACACGAGCUACCAUCCAAUUAUUGGCAUUGUUGUUCUGGCGUUCCUGGCAACCCAGCCCAUCCUGGGCAUUAUCCAUCACGCAAAGUUCAAAAAGGUGCAGCGAAGGCAGAUGUGGUCAUACCUGCACAUCUUCAACGGCCGCAUCUUUAUCACGCUGGGCAUUGCCAAUGGCGGUCUUGGCCUGUGGAUGGCGGGUGCGUCCGAGAAGCUCAAGACCGCUUACAUUGCCGUGGCUGCCGUCAUGUGGUCGCUCUGGAUGCUGUCUGCGCUGUUCGGCGAGUGGCGGCGGUGGAGAGCGAGCAAGAUGGGCCUUGUGCCGGCAGGGAGAGGGAAGAUGAACGACGGAGAUGUGCCGUUUUGA
This is a messenger RNA of Lasiosphaeria miniovina, 549 nucleotides long. RefSeq lists its product as uncharacterized. The coding region runs from base 1 to 549 and encodes 182 amino acids. NCBI's taxonomy places the organism in Eukaryota, Fungi, Ascomycota, Sordariomycetes, Sordariales, Lasiosphaeriaceae. The record is from RefSeq and is a predicted model, not a curated record. The transcript is spliced from 2 exons.